Molecule: messenger RNA, 7477 nt
Organism: Phlebotomus argentipes
Lineage: Eukaryota; Metazoa; Arthropoda; Insecta; Diptera; Psychodidae
Gene: dnc
Product: cAMP-specific 3',5'-cyclic phosphodiesterase
Exons: 10
Coding region: 518-3256 (912 amino acids)
Biological process (GO): signal transduction
Cellular component (GO): nucleus; perinuclear region of cytoplasm; cytosol
Molecular function (GO): 3',5'-cyclic-AMP phosphodiesterase activity
Source: RefSeq, a predicted model, not a curated record
GGAGCAAAAGCUCGUUGCGAUUUGUGCAUCGCGUGAGUUCAGUGAUAGUGGAUUAAGGUUGAUGUGUCCGCGGCGUGUGAAUUGCCGUGAAGAAAAAUUGGCGCAAUCGUGCAAUUAAGAGACGUUGCGAGGGAUUAAAAUUGCGUGCAAAGUGGGAUUAAGUGGCUGAGACAAGACCGUGCCAGUCUGAAAGAUAAUACUGGCCAACUGUGGUGUGUGUGUGCUCCGAUAUCACCUGGUAAUGUGUCCAGAUAAAAAGUCUACGUAUUCACGAAUUCCGCGGAAUGUCCAAUUUCGAGCUUCAUGCUGAGUCCUGUGACAAUUUUGCUCCCUGUGACUCAUCCAGCAUGAAGAAAUUGAUCUUCGUGUGACUUUUGCAUUUUCGCACGGAAGGAACAAAAGUAAAAAAUAGCCAAAAUUAGCGUGAAAAGUGUAGGAAAUUAGCCAAAGCGGAAGAAUUUAUUUGGCGAGUGAAGUGACUCGCUAAUGAAGCGCAACCCGAAAUAGCCCAAACAGAAUGUCUGACGAAGGUGCAUCCGAGAGUGGUUCAGUCAGGCGCAAUGCGUCCCUGGACGAGCAAAGACUCGCUUUCGCCUCGUCCAAGCUCUCCUCGGCGAAUCUCAUGCAAGAGGCGUCGCGAAGCCACAGCUUCCAAUCCUCCUCAUCCUCCUCGUCCAGCAUCACGUCCACCAUGACUGUGGUGCACCAGCAGCAGAGCCACUUUCAUCAGAAGGUCAGCAGUUCCAGCAGUGCGUCCUCGAGCGGCGCCUCCAGCAAUGCCGGCGAGCAGAAGAUCAUCAUCAAGUCGUCGGCGAGCGGGAGUGCGGCGAGCGGCAGCAAGACCAAGUUUCAGAGCUUUCUGCAGCAACCCGAGAUGGCCAUGCACUCGGGCUUCCUCAGCGCCACGGCACAACAGCAGAAGUUCGUGAGGCAGUUUGUGCGGUCGUCCUCUGCGCACAGCGAGAGCAUCGACAAGCCUGCGAUUAAGUGCAUCCGCAGUGCCUCCACGCAAAUGGACGAUGGUGUUGUGCAGCAAGCGGCUGCUGAGAUGUCCAAAGUGUUUCAACAGCAAUCCGUGCUCAUCUCCAAGUCAGCCGAGACCAUCGAAACGUCCACAACGUCCGCCAUGGGCACAGGCAUUCGCAACACGCUCACACUCUCAGGUGGACUGUUGGCGCCGCCCAAUCGAAAGCUCACUAUCCUGAGCCCAAUCCACGCUCCGCCGGGCCUGCAGGAGAUGCUCAAGCGCCACCAGAAUCGCUCCCCAUGCUCACCACGACUCGUUCUACCAGGUGCAAGCGAGGCCGAUCUCUUCGGUUUCGAUGUGGAGAAUGGUCAGGGCGCACGAUCACCCCUGGAGGGUGGAUCACCAAGUGCAGGACUCGUCCUGCAGAAUUUACCACAGCGACGUGAAUCCUUCCUGUAUCGAUCCGAUUCAGACUUUGAGAUGUCACCGAAAUCCAUGUCGCGCAAUUCCAGCAUUGCGAGCGAGAGGUUCAAAGAAACAGAGCCGCCAGUUUUAAUGGAAAGAGCUCAUGGCGAAGAUUUGAUAGUGACACCAUUUGCUCAGAUUCUGGCCAGUCUUCGAUCUGUGCGGAUUAAUUUUCUGAAUUUAACAAAUGUCAACACGAGCAAAUCGAAACGCCAAACGAAUGCCCCGCUGCCGAAGCCUCUGGUGCCCGGAGAUGAGGCAUACGUCCGCUUGGCCCAUGACACGAUGGAGGAGCUGGACUGGUGUCUGGAUCAACUGGAGACCAUCCAGACUCACCGAAGUGUCUCGGACAUGGCGUCACUGAAGUUCAAGCGAAUGCUGAACAAGGAAUUGUCACACUUCAGUGAAUCCAGUCGAUCCGGCAAUCAAAUUUCCGAAUACAUCUGUUCGACGUUUUUGGACAAACAACAGGAGUUUGAUUUGCCAUCGCUGCGCAUCGACGAGAAUGAGGUGGCCAACAUCACGUCAGCUUCCCAUCCGCGCAGCAGAUCGCCGCGCUUCGGGGGGCCGCCAAUGUCACAGAUUUCGGGCGUACGACGACCGCUGUCGCACACCAACUCCUUCACUGGUGAACGCCUGCCGACGUUCGGUGUGGAGACGCCACACGAGGCGCAACUGAGCACCCUGCUGGGUGACCUGGACACCUGGGGCAUCGAUAUCUUCCGCAUUGGCGAUCUCACGUGCAACCGCCCCCUCACGUGCGUCGCGUACUCCGUGUUCUCGUCACGAGACCUCCUCAGCGCCCUGAUGAUACCACCGAAAACACUAAUCGCAUUCAUGGUGACGCUGGAGGAUCACUACGUAAAGGACAAUCCAUUUCACAACUCACUCCAUGCCGCCGAUGUGACCCAAAGUACCAACGUCCUCCUCAACACGCCGGCCCUCGAGAGUGUCUUCACGCCCCUCGAGGUGUGCGGCGCCCUCUUUGCCGCCUGCAUCCACGACGUCGAUCACCCUGGACUCACCAAUCAGUUUCUCAUCAACACUAGUUCGGAAUUAGCAUUAAUGUACAAUGAUGAAUCGGUGCUGGAAAAUCAUCAUUUAGCUGUUGCCUUCAAAUUACUUCAAAAUCAAGGAUGUGAUAUCUUCUGUAAUAUGCAAAAAAAGCAACGUCAGACGUUGAGGAAAAUGGUGAUUGAUAUAGUGCUAUCGACGGACAUGUCCAAGCACAUGAGCUUGCUGGCUGACCUGAAGACAAUGACGGAGACGAAGAAGGUGGCCGGCAGCGGCGUGCUGCUCCUGGAUAACUACACAGACCGGAUACAGGUGCUGGAAAACUUGGUGCACUGCGCCGACCUGAGCAAUCCCACGAAGCCCCUGCCGCUGUACAAGCGCUGGGUGGCGCUCCUCAUGGAGGAGUUCUUCCUGCAGGGUGACAAGGAGCGGGCCAGCGGCAUGGACAUCAGCCCGAUGUGCGAUCGCCACAACGCCACGGUGGAGAAGUCCCAGGUGGGCUUCAUCGACUACAUCGUGCACCCGCUGUGGGAGACGUGGGGUGACCUCGUGCAUCCCGAUGCCCAGGAGAUUCUCGACACACUCGAGGAGAAUCGCGACUACUACCAGAGCAUGAUCCCGCCAUCCCCACCGCAAUCAGACGACAUUGAAGGUGACGACAAGAUUCGCUUCCAGGUGACUCUAGAGGAGGGUUCCGACAAUGAGGGCGGCGAGGAUGACGAGGAGGAGGACUCCGGCGGGGGCGGUGGAGGUGGCAGUGGAGUUAGGCCAUCCACUAGUCAAAUUUCACCGCAGCACGUUGGGAUGUGACGGAGAGUGGUCGGACUAUGCAGGAAGCUUUCCGAGAAAGCACAAACAUUUUGGCUUAUUAGAUAAACAUGGAGUGAAAAUGAAAAUAUGGAGGAGAGACACAUGCGAUGUGAGAUUUUCUUUCCUGUGUGUGUGUGUGUGUAUUCUUAUUUCGAGGACUCUCCCGCCGCCUCUCGAGAGCCCGUGGGAGUGAAGGAGAAUUUGGGUGCGAGGGAAAUCACAUCAAUCAGCGAUGUGAUGAGGUGUGGAGAGGAAAUCCAGCACUAGACAAAGUUGGGUGGAAAUUUUUGCAUUAUAAUUCUCUCACACACCUUUUCAUCCAUUUGACUCUACCUCCGCACACUCUGCGUAUCUCUGUCACUCAUGAAGGAAAUCAUCCUCACAAUGAGCGUCUCCGCCCCCUCCGAGACAAUUAAAUUAAUGAUAGAGAAAAUUCGUGUAAUCAUGUGAGAGCAAUUCUUUAUUUCAAUGCGUAUUCUUUGUGCCGAACAUUUUUGCGCCAAUUUUCUUUGCUAUGCGUGCAAAAUGUGGAGGACGCGCGUUUUUUCGUUUGUAUUUGCAAAGAGAAAAGAUAUGAAAAAGGUUAAAAUUGAGAAAGAAAUUUCUCAAUUGAACAAAAAAAAGCGUUUUUGAAAUUGAUUUCUUCUAUUUACUACAAAAAAAAGAAUGGUUGUGUCUAUAAAAAGUAUGCAUAUAAGACAUAUAUUUGAUCUGGCGAGGAAUAAUGUAACAUAGAAAGAUUAUAGAAACCAAUAAAAUAGGGUUUUUCCUCUGUGAAAUAAAAAGAAAAUUAAGAUUUCAAAUAUAAGUUGCGUCCAAGUGACAAAACAAAGAAUUUAAUAAUAUUUUCAAGAUGCUUUGCGUGUAAAAGCUGCAAGAAAUGAAGUGCUUUUGAGUUUUUGGAUAUUUUACUGAAUCACACUUUGUGUUUUCACAAGUGAAUCUUUACAGUACACAAAGUAAUUGACGGAUGAAUUGAUAUCCAGAAGAUAAAGGAUAAUUAACAACUCGCGAAUAAAAGCAGUCGUUAAGACAAUUCUCCUCUUGUUUGUAUACACACAAAUUCUUCCUUAACUUGUUUUCUUUAUGUAGUUAACAAAAGGAGAUCUUUAUGGUGGAGAAGAAGAACAUAUAUAGAAAUAUUAGUGAUGUAAUAGGAAAUCUUUUAGAGGACAGAAAGCAAAAGAAAUUAAAAGGGAAAAUAAAAUUGAACAUAUAAACGUUUAGAGAGUAAUAAAUAUUAGUAAGAAACUUGAAAUAACCUUUAGAUAAUAUAUUUGAAAAGGAAAAGUGAAACAUAAAUUCAUUACAAUAGAGAAGCAGAAAGGAGGAAAAUAAAGAAAGUGAAAUGUUAGAUUUUAGAUUGAGAGAAAACUUUCAAGUAGAGCUGCAUUUUAGGAUGAAGAAUCUCCAUUUCAUCACUGGAGGGUGCAAAAGAUCUUCUCAGACAAAAUGAGAAUAUAAAACUGUAGUGGAAAAUUUGCAAAACUACUAUGAAAUAUUGUAGAUUUAGCAAUUUUUCAGAAGCAACAAAUGAUACACAUUAGAGAAAACAUUGUACAUCAAGAAGUAUAAUUCAUUUUCUUUCAAAUACCCCGCAAUAUUUUCGUCUUCUUUGCAACGUUAUUUUAUAGUAAUUGUUUUAGUUAAAUGUACACAAGGCAGGAUCCUUGAGAAGAAUGGUGAAGAAAUGUAUAAUAUUUUAAUAUUUUCUCUUCGGGAACAUUUUGUCAAUCGUUGAUAUUAUAUUUACAAGUCUUUAUUUGUCCACUUUUCUUUGAUUAAUUUCUGAAAAUGGUAGGUAUUUCAAGGUGAAAAGGCAAAGACAAAGAAUGGAGAGAAAAUAUUUUAAAAUCCAUACAUAGACAAGGUGGAAAACAAAGAUUAGAAUUCUUCGAAAAAGAAUUUAGUGAAAAAAAGGUUUUUCUACAGAUGAAUAUUACUCAAUUUUUGUCCCAGUAAGAAUAAGUUUAAAAGAUAACUUAAUAAUAAAUAUACACGUUGAAAGUGGAUACUAAAAAUAUACAAAGAUAUAUUAAAAAAAGAACACACAAAUUAACAAAAAAGCAAAUAUAUUGUGAAAUAUUUUCUCUGGCUGGCUGGAAUGUGUAAUAAAUGUAAUAAAUUGUAAUAACACGUUGAAUUUUUCGGGGGCAGGUUCCUCAAUUUAUUAUUUAUUUUUAUUAAUUAAAUAAAGUAUGGAUUAAGCGAGAAAAAAUUAUUAUUAUCUUCUUACAUUGUGAAGCCACUUAUAAAGUUUAGAAAAUGAAAACAGAAUGGAAAUUAUAUUAUACAAAUAUAAAAAAUAUUUAUGUAAAAAGAAUAUUAUGAAAUGAAGAUGAAGAGUUGAAACUUAAAGCAAGGAUAGUGAAGCAUGAAAAUGUAAUUAAUAUUGUAAAAGAUGAAAACAGAGAGAAGAUUAUAACUAUCGUUAGCUAAUGGGGAAUGUUUAGAGUUGUCACUUUCAGAUGAGAAGCUAAACGCAGACAGAAAUAUUUCCUAAAAGAAAAAAAAGAAGAAAAUGUGCAAAGAUUCUCUAUGAUAUCACUCAAAUCAUCAAGAUAUACAAAAUAGAUGCUGUAGUGAGGAUUUUGUGAGGAUAGAAAAUAUUAUAGAGUGACGCUGGCGUCGCCUAUUUUAAUUUUUUUAGUGAUUUGAGGAAUGAUGAUUUGAAUGUGAGUGAUUUCAGGAUACAAAAACAAACAAAAUGUUGAGAAAUAUUGAAAUAUAACCUUGAAAAAUUAGUAAAAAAAAUUAGCAAUUUUUUGUUUACCUGUAACAGCUCUAAGAAAAACAUUGAAAUACUUUUUCUAAUAUUGUAAACAUGAUUUCAUUGGGUUAUCGAAAAAAAAGGAACAAAUGGAUUAACUUCCAUUUGUCUCACCGAUUUCGAAAAGUGAUUUAAUGAUUCAAGAGAAAACUUUGAAGUAAAAAUCUCAUAAAAUCUGACCGUAAAAACUACUCUUAGAUGAGAAGCUUUCAAUGUUAAUUAGAGAAAAAGAACAAAAAUAAUCCUGGAUGUUAGAGUAAAAGAAAAAGAAUUAAAAUUGAAAAAAUCUGCUUAUAAUUUUUCUUUAAUUCUCAACUAAAUAUUUUACACAGUUUCUUUUAGGAAGUGCUGAAGAGCAGUUUGAAUUAAAUAACUUUUGUCGUAUGGAAAAUCAGAAUGAGAGUAAAAUAGAAUGAAAACCGAAAUGAGCUUAAAGUUUUCCAAGAAUAUUUUAAGAGUGACGCGAUGAUUAAAACAAUUAAUGAAAAUUAGAGAGAGAAAAUCGUCUAAAUCUACUGUAAACUUAUUACUUUUCAUCUUGAUAAAUGCUGUUUAAGGGAAAUAUUUAAAAGUAUAGGAGAAAGUGAGUGAAAAAUAAAAUCAUAUCAUGACAAUUUCACAAAAGACGCGAGAUUGUGGUCGAGUAAAAUUUUUGUUUUCAAUUUUUUUUUUCCAAAAACUUUCAAAUAUAGAAAAAUCAUACCAACAACUUUUUCGAUAAAUAUUUUCCCUGUCAUUUGGUAGUCACACACCAACAGAAAACACUCUUCCUUCAUUUCGUCAAAAUUUCACCGGAACUGUCUCAUAUUUUCACACAUGAACACUUUAAAUGCAAUUUUUAUGGGAAACAGAAGGAAAAGAAUUAAAACUUACAAUUUAUAGGAAAAAUGUUCUUUUUAUGUAAAACUUUUAUCGGAUUGAAAUCAAUCACUAAUGUGUAAAACCAAAAUAUACAAUCCCCACUAUAAGUUUAAUAGAGAAUAUAAGAAGAUAUACCAAAAACUGAUAAAAGUGGAAGAAACUUUGUAGGUUAGUGCAAAAGGUGGAAAAAAUAUGAGAAAAAGAAAUAUGUAAUCGGAAAAAUUAGUAGAUAAACAAGAAAGAUCAUUUUAAAAUUAUUAUUAUUGAAAUUGAUAAAAAUUAAAUAAUUACGUUUAUUUAUUCAACUUUGAAGAAAAUUUACGAUUGAAAAAAUGCCAAAACUGUGUCCAGUAAUAAAUAUUGUAUUGUAAAGAAAAUAUCCUUACGCAAGAGGACAAAAUUUAAUUGGAAUUAACACAAGUUUCAAAAAUUAUUUAUUGAUGAAAGUGAAGAAAAAUGAGUUUAAAAAAUUCUAGACAUUGGACUGUUACUCAUAUAGCCUUAGCAGAUAAUGUAAAAUAUAAGUGAAAAAUGUUUGUUUUGAGAGAAAAAGAGGAAACACAUUAAAUAAAAAAAGAAAAAAAUACUAA